AUGGACUUGGCGCUCUGUCUAUUGGCUAACUUUUAUAUUUUCGAUAUUUUAGUAUUAAUUCCCUUAAUAUACAUUUCAAUUUGUGUUUAUUAUGGUCUUUUUAAAGUUAAAAUAUUCGGUCUUUUUGGAUUAUAUAAAUAUCAUUAAACAGAUGCUCCAAGUCUAAUGUUUUAUUCAAUAAAUUUCGCAAGAGUAUCAGCCCCUAUUUCUUAUAAUUAUUUGAAAAUUUUAGGAUUAAAAAAUUCCUGUUUUGAAAAAAUAAUUGGCACAAUGGACGAAGUUCCUAUUUUAGGUUAAGCAAAUGCAUAUUUUUUCCCAAUGAUUUUAAUUAUUCUUAUACUCUUUAAUUUAUUUGAUGUUUAUAAGAAAAUUUUGUAAGCUUUAGGCUUAGAAUAGUUUGAUUUUUCUGAUAAUUUCGAUCACUAAAAAAUUAAUGCAGGAAAAGGACUACUUUAAAAAGCUAGAAAUUAAUGGGAAAAAUAAUUUGAAAUUAUUAAAUCAUAAGGACAAGGAAAUUUAGAAGGAUAUAAUAAUGCAUCUUCUUUAAGAAAACAUAAAGCUUUGCAAAACAUUGGAAGGGAAUAUAGUUCCAAUAAAUCUUAAAACUACAUCAUUAUCAAGAAUUCCUUCAUAUCUUUAUAUAUAUUUAAAUGA
Ichthyophthirius multifiliis is the source of this 654-nucleotide messenger RNA. RefSeq names its product lmbr1-like conserved region family protein, putative. The transcript has 6 exons. Gene Ontology annotation, cellular component: membrane. The record is from RefSeq and is a predicted model, not a curated record. Lineage: Eukaryota; Ciliophora; Oligohymenophorea; Hymenostomatida.